Molecule: messenger RNA, 1017 nt
Organism: Lotus japonicus
Lineage: Eukaryota; Viridiplantae; Streptophyta; Magnoliopsida; Fabales; Fabaceae
Exons: 4
Coding region: 51-713 (220 amino acids)
Source: RefSeq, a predicted model, not a curated record
AUAUAGGAGAAGAGAAGAGCAUCGGCGAGGAAACGCAGAGAGUGAAAGCAAUGAGAAUGAAAUCACCAAAUUCACCAUUCUUUCUUCCACUCUUGUUCUUCUUCUCCGCCAUCUCUCUUCUUCACCAAGCUUCGUUUCGCGUUUCAGGGCACCAAACCAAAGAAACUCAACAUGGCAAUGGAUUUGGGCGCAGAGUUCUUAUGAGUUUCAAGGAAAAGCACAAAGGAAGUAACCUUACAUUUGAAUGCGCACCUUCUGGUCCCUGUGUCCCUUGCCUCUACUCUGAAAAGGGUGAUGAGAAAUAUCGCUGCAGCGAGACUGGCUACCGAAUUCCAUUCAAAUGUGAAGAAAUUAAAGAUUCAAAGAAGGAUGCAGAGAAGAAAAAUCCUCAGAAAACUCGGUCCUCUUUGGAAGUCUCUAAUAGUACAAAACCUCAUAAAGUGUCACAUGUUGCUGGAGGGUUCACUAUUUCGCAAUCACAUAGAAGUUUACUUGAUAAUUCAUCGCCUUCAGAUAAUAAGUCACAGGCAUAUGUCACUUAUAGAAGCUGUAUACCUGCAGUUACUGAAGAGAAGUUGACGCUGCUUAGGUUUGAGGGGAUCAUGGUUAUUUUGUUGAUCAUUAGUGGAUCAAUCAUAUACCUGAGAAAAAAGAUGGCUGCUUCAGCCUCUGGUUAUGUAGCAGUAAGGACUCAGACAAAGUCAAGGUUUUGAAAUAGAAGCCUGCUGUGUGAUAAAAUUUGUCUCAUUCUGAAUCCUUUUCUUUUUCUUCAUUUUCUAAAUUCUAGUCACAAUGUAUGAUAUUUGAUUUUAAUAGGAAAUGAUCAAAUUUAGCACCCUCCAAAUGUUCAUUUCUUAUAGUGAUAUAAAUGUAGUUUAGUUUGAAAGGCCUUUGGCAUCGUUGCAGUUGUCAAGUGAUGGACCAGAGGUGAUAGAAACCAAUAUUCUUAAAUAUUCAAUUGUUGCUAAUUAAUUUGAAAGAAGCAUUUUGAGGUCAUGGUGUUGGACCUAUUUUGGA